Messenger RNA from Lindgomyces ingoldianus, 294 nucleotides. RefSeq lists its product as uncharacterized. Lineage: Eukaryota; Fungi; Ascomycota; Dothideomycetes; Pleosporales; Lindgomycetaceae. The annotation marks the transcript as partial. The transcript has a single exon. The record is from RefSeq and is a predicted model, not a curated record.
UGCACUAGCACUACUAGCGUUGUUAACUAUAUAGGCGUGUACGCUUUAAAGGGCGAGACACAGACGCAGACUUUUAAGAAUAUAGUAGGGCAGAUAUUACUGUAUAUUAAACCUAGCAACCUAAUGCUCUUCUUUGUAGUAAGGCUUUUUAAUAAGAGUAUUAGCUCUUAUAAUUACAGUGCACAGAAGGUUCUGCAUACUCUAUUUAGUAUUGCGUUAGUACACUGUAGCUGCACAGUUAUUAAUGUUAAUUAUUAUUCUUUUAAAUUACAGCUAGUCUUCUUCUUUUUCUAG